This is a messenger RNA of Leptosia nina, 3357 nucleotides long. Lineage: Eukaryota; Metazoa; Arthropoda; Insecta; Lepidoptera; Pieridae. The record is from the annotation of a GenBank genome assembly.
AUGGUUAAAAGGAAUAUUAAAACGUCUUUAUCAGAAGACGACGGUGAAGUCUUAAACGAAAAUGGUAAACGCCUAGCCGAAGAAGCGAAUAAAGAGAACAAAAAACGUGUUCGUACGAAGAAUUUAUAUCGCCAGCCUACAGCUAAUGAACUCAAUCGCCUGCAAGAAACAGAAAACUUGUUUAAUUCUAACUUGUUUAGACUGCAAGUUGAUGAAAUUCUUGAAGAAGUUAAGCUUACAGAAAAAACAAUAAAGCGUUUCACGGAGUGGUACAAUUCGUUCAAAGUGUAUUUGAUGUCUAUAGUUGAAGAUGAUCUAGAGUUUGAUCUCUCAGAGAAAAAAAUUACAAAGUUCCUAAAAGUGAAGUUGCCAAUACUGGAACAAUUGAGUCAAACUAAAGCAAUGUUUAAAUUCCAUAAAUUCAAAGAUAUAGAUAUAGUUGGUUCCUAUGCUGUUGGUAGUACCAUCAAUGCCAAUCUCAUGGUUGAUGUUCAAAUAACUGUACCUGCUGAGACUUAUACAAAAAAUGAUUCAAUCAACUACAGAUAUCAUAAAAAACGUGCUGCAUAUUUAGCUUACAUAGCCUCACAUUUACAGAAAUCUGAUUUAAUUGACGAAUUGCAUUAUUGUCUGUUCAAUAUGUCUUUAACUAAACCAGUACUAAUUGUAAAGCCUAAGGGUAAACUAAGUAAUACGUUGUUAGUGAGACUGAACCUUGCAUGUGAUGACGAAGCAUAUAAACUUCAUAGGUUCAGCCCAAAAAGAAAUAAUUUGCGUGAAACUUGGUUAUUGCAAUCUGAGAAGCAAGAAUGUUCGGCAGUCGGGCCACAAACACCAUAUUACAAUUGUAGUGUUCUAAGUGACCUUACAGCCAAAAUAAACAACGAUUUUAUAGCCACUACAUUAUCAAAUAGUCAGAACCUAAAGCAAGCUAUUAUUUUAUUAAAAAUUUGGUUAAAACAAAGGAAAUUAUGUGUGUCAGGACAUAUAAUUAAUAUGUUAGUAUGUUGCUUGGUUCAGAUAAAGAGAAUUAACAACAUAAUGAGCAGUUAUCAAAUUGUCAGAAAUAUAUGGAUAUAUUUGAAGUCAUCAGAAUGGGAUACUAAAGGCCUGUCCUUAUCAAAAUCUAAAGAUGCACCACCCAUGGAUGAAUUCCUUGAGAGCUUUCCUGUGGUCUUUUUGGACAAAACUGGCUAUUAUAACAUCUGUUGGCAAAUGUGUAAAGGGACAUACAAUGCAUUACGUAGGGAAAGUGAAUUAGCUGUGGAGAUGUUGGAUAAUCCCAAGUUGAAUAGUUUUCUUCAAUUAUUUAUGGUGCCAGUGUCGAACUUGACACAAUUUGAUCAUAUCAUCAGGUUUAAAAACAUACAGAGCCUGAAAUCGUCAGUUUUGGAAAGAGUAUCCAAAGAAAAUAAACUGAAUUAUGGUCUUGAUGAACUGCCGUUAGUAGUCAACAGUAUCUACUCUUUACUUUCAAAGGGGCUUACAGACAGAGUUGAUUUGAUACUUCAGUUGGGAGAAGCUGACUUCUCUUGGCCGGUAAAGAAGACUUUAGAAAAGGCUAAAGAAGGGUAUGACGAGAAAGUGUCAUUUGGAUUAGUGCUGAAUCCUGCCAAUGCAAUUAAAAUUGUAGACAAAGGUCCUCAGGCAAACCUUCCUGAGGCUGAAGAGUUUAGGCUAUUCUGGGGUGACAAGUCUGAAUUGCGUCGCUUCGCUGAUGGGUCACACAUUGAAGCCUGUGUAUGGGACGGCGAUACAUUUGCGCAACGACGUUCUAUUUCGACUCAGAUAGUCGACUACUUGAUGGAACUCAAGUACAGUGUACAACCAAGAGAUAUCUUUCACAUUUGCAACCAAUUGGACAGUUUGACAGCUCGCAAAAUGGCUGCCGCGGAACAGGGUGAAGAGGUAUCGGUGAAAGUUUUGCGAGUUUUCGACGAAUUGAGGCGGGAUAUGAGAGCCUUGACUCAGUUGCCACUCGAAAUAAGCGCUGUUUAUGGUACGUCGUCAGUGUUCAGUUAUAGCAACCCCUUGCCGCCAUUACCCAGCAUACCUGACCCUCGGGCCUGGAGAAAGGCUUCCACGUGUCUUAUAAAGACGCAGAAGGAUGAUAAGAGAAUAUUUCUACCUUCUUACACUGAGGCUAACAGAGCAAUGAUUGAGUUAUCCUACAGUGGUAAAUGGCCGGGCGAUAUAGAAGCGUUUAGAUGCCUCAAAGCCGCAUUCCACCUACAAAUAUCAGAUCGGAUCAAGUCUCAAUAUUCCCUCGCGAGCCAGGCUUACCCUACCCACAUAGAUGUGAACAAAAAUGGCCUCUCAUUUAGACUGGAGAUAUUCCACCCAAAGGAAGUUACUCUACUAAGAAGAGAAGUAGUAGAUGGAGUAGUAAAAUUCAAGGAGAGUGAGGAAAGUGUAAAGUUGCAACGGGACACAAUGCUCUUGGCCAUUCUUAGAGGUGCUCUACACGGACUACAUCAAAAGCACCCAGCGUUCGGUCCCACGGCUUGUCUCUUCAAACGUUGGCUCUCUUCACAUCUCCUGUCCCCCACGCAUUUCCCCUCUACUCUUGCUGAGCUUGUCACGGCUAGCGUGUUCCUUCAGCCAGAACCAUUAACUCCACCGACACAGCCCACAGUUGGGCUUUUUAGGGUCCUGCAACUGUUAUUGAACACAGAUUGGGCCACGCAGAUGAUUGUGCUCGACUUCAACGGAGAUAUGACGCGCGAGGAAAUAACGGAACUGGAGCAAAAAUUCUCGGACCGUUCGGAAAAUGGACCGCAAAUGUGCAUAGUGACGUCAUACGAUGGCGAACUACCGUCAGUGUGGAGUAGUUCUGCUCCAAGCCGCCAGGUGGUGCUAAGAGCGCAGGCACUGGCCAAAGCUACCCUCAGUUAUAUUGAGAAGGCGUUGAUGGAAGAUAUGAGUGAUAACAUCUUGGCAGCGUUCAUCCCUUCGUAUUCAGGGUACGAUGUGUUGAUACACUUGCACGCGAACCUUGUACCGCAUUUCAACGAACGUAUCGACUCUCGACCGAAACUGAACGCGUCUGAUGACGUCAUGGGCGACGUCAUACCAGUACUUGAAUUUAAUCCAGUCGAGAAAUACUUGGAAGAACUACAGGGUGCCUAUGAAGACUUUGCGCUCUUCUUCCACGAUAGCUUUGGUGGUGACGUCAUUGCUGUUUUAUGGAAACCACACGUCAAGGAUUAUAGAGAUUUUCAGAUCGCAAGUGCGAACGCAUUAAAGCCAGUUAAAGUUAAAGGAGAGACGAAAUACGAAGUCAAUAUUGAGGCAAUUAUUGAGGACUUCAAGCUUAUCGGUGACGGCCUGGUGAAAGAAGUAGUUGUUAACAUGUAA